CUCCGCGCAGGUACUGGUGUCCGAGAUCCUCCCUGCAGCCGGUCGCUCGGACCCGCCCGGACCUGGGGAAGGGGGAUCCCGAGGACGCUGAAAGCCGUGAGCGCGAGUCUUGCCUGAGCAAAGCGGAGCGGAGGCGCCGGGAGCCCGGGGCUGCCUGGGCACUUGGGAGGCAUGAGUGGCGCUGGGCAGCCGCCCGGCUGCAGGGCCCUGGGGCAGUUCCAGUAGCCACGCAGGAACAUGGCUGCCUUUCAGCAAAAGAUCUUAAAUAUGGUCAAGAGUUUUAGAAGACAAUGGCAUCUAUUUUCAGACUCAGAAAGAACAACUGUGUGUGGAGCAGACUGUAUGCUUAUGGCUUUACAGCUUUCAAUGGCUGAGGUCAAUAAACAGAACUGUGGAGACUUCACAGUAUUGCUAAGUGAUGUGUUGGAAAUGUGGAAAUACUUUCUAUGUGACAAACUGGGAUUAUCAUGUGAAGACAUGGAAGCACCUGUACAUUAUGCUGACAUUAGAAAAGCUUAUGAUACAUUCUUAAAGAGCAGCAAUCUGUUGGAUCUAAUAGAGAUAUGUCAGAAGUGUCAUAUGCUAAUACCUGAAAGUGAAGAGAUCCCUCCAGUUCAGUUGCUGGAAUUCAUAUCUGGAAUACCAAACUUGGUAGAAGAAAAUAGUACUGUUCUUUGUACACCCUCUACACCAGUCACCAGACACAGCCAGGACAAUAUGAAGGUGCUACUGAUGGUGAAGAAGUUUUUUUGUGCAUAUUUAAGCCUGUUGGUGAAUUCUAAGAAUGAUCUGGCGUUGGCUCAUGUUCUAAAUGUUCCUGAAAGAGGGCUUGGAAGAGAAGCUUUCACUGACCUGAAGCACGCUGCACAAGAAAGACAAAUGUCCAUUUUUUUGGUGGCAACAUCUUUCAUCCGAACCAUAGAACUUGGAGGCAAAGGUUAUGCACCUUCACUGUUUGAUCUUUUAGGGACCCAUGUAAAGGGACUUUCAGACUUUGUUAAUUUUAUUGACAAACUGGAAGAAAUUGUCGGUGAAGUCCUGGAUCCAAGAAUUGCAGGGGGGCGAAUUCUAUCAACAGUCAAGAUGCAUUUGAUAAAAGGCCGAAACAGCAGGGAUCCUUUCUGUCAAGCAGCUGAGGAAGUUGUACAUGAUUUGGAUUUAAGGAUUAAAAAUAUUAUCAAUUCUCAACAUGAAGCCAUGACUGCUAGCACCACUGGAAUCAGUCCAGCCCGGCCAAAAUUACAUGCCAUAAAUCAUGGCACGGCAUACUGUGGCAGAGAUACUGUGAAGGCCUUACUAGCUCUUUUGGAUGAAGAAGCUGUCAAUCCUCCUACCAAAAACAAAGCAGAACUAUUAUAUGAUGAUGAAAAUUUAACUUCAUUUGGAAUCACCUCUGUUUUGACACUGUUCAGGUCUCCAUCUCAGCCUAGGGGAUCUUCUCCAAAACCUCUCAGGCAACGUAUUAAAAAACUUGAGGAAGAAAGUAAAUUUAAGAUGAAGCAACCCUUAAUCAGGUCUCAGUUUGCAUGUACAUAUAAAGAUGACUUGACUAAGAAGAAGAGUCUGCAUUUUUUCAGUAGCAGCAAAAGCCCAACUUGCAUACACCCAGCACAAAAACAAGACCCCGUUCUCCCUCUAAAAGAUGAACCUUUUGCAGCUGAAGGUAUGAAUUCAGAUUUUGAAAGACAAGCAUUUGGAACUAAAUCUGAAAAUAUUCACCAGAAUGGAAGUAAAAGUAAAAAAGAAGAUGCAAAGCUGAGCUGUCAGCUAAGAAACAAGAGCACAAAGAGGAAACAAGUGGAUCUGAAUAAAGAAGUCAUCUGUAAUAAUGAUAAUGAACCAUCUCAGGAUACAAAUAUUAAGAGACCUAAGACUUCAAACAACCCUCAGAAGAAAUUGGACAGCAAAUUGGAUAGAGCAGGAAAAAGCAACAAAACUACAGCCAAGACUAAAUUGAUUGCUGGUCAGGCAAAAUUAACUCAUUUUUUUAGAUUAUGAAUCUUAUUUUUAUUUUGACAUAUAUAAUUGUUUUACUAUUACAUAAUAAACAUGGUAAGUUUUGCAAGAA
Alligator sinensis (Chinese alligator) is the source of this 2068-nucleotide messenger RNA. It is a transcript of the gene PARPBP, whose product is annotated as PARP1 binding protein. The record is from RefSeq and is a predicted model, not a curated record. Gene Ontology annotation, biological process: negative regulation of double-strand break repair via homologous recombination. Lineage: Eukaryota; Metazoa; Chordata; Crocodylia; Alligatoridae. Gene Ontology annotation, cellular component: chromatin. Bases 238 to 1998 code for a protein of 586 amino acids. The transcript is spliced from 11 exons.